AUGUCUGGAUUCAUCCGUGACGCUGAGCAGGCCUUCGAGGGCGGCAACAACAACAACCAGCAAGGCAGUGGCUUCGAUAGCAGCAACCAAGGAAACUUCGAUAACAGCAACCAAGGUUUCGACAACAGCAACCAGGGCUUCGAUAACAGCAACCAAGGCUACGACAACAGCAACCAGGGUGGAAACUUCGACAACAACAACCAGGGCUCAAACAACAACAGCAGCGGAGGUGGCUUCGGAAGCACCCUCAAGACUGGCGGUGAAGAUGCCAUGCUCAACACUGCUGCCAACAGCUUCUUGACCAAGGAGGGCGUUCCUCAGGGUGCUGAUGGUGCGAUCGACGGAUUUGUCGACCAGGAAGCCAACAAGUACAUCUAA
Molecule: messenger RNA, 378 nt
Organism: Aureobasidium melanogenum CBS 110374
Lineage: Eukaryota; Fungi; Ascomycota; Dothideomycetes; Dothideales; Saccotheciaceae
Exons: 2
Coding region: 1-378 (125 amino acids)
Source: RefSeq, a predicted model, not a curated record